This is a messenger RNA of Papaver somniferum (opium poppy), 3393 nucleotides long. RefSeq names its product protein unc-13 homolog. Bases 189 to 3254 code for a protein of 1021 amino acids. NCBI's taxonomy places the organism in Eukaryota, Viridiplantae, Streptophyta, Magnoliopsida, Ranunculales, Papaveraceae. The record is from RefSeq and is a predicted model, not a curated record. The transcript is spliced from 5 exons.
AUUGGCAGCUACUUAAUUAGCUGUCAGAUCCGCACCCAUGGAUGUUCGCACUAAAAAAAGCUGGCAAAACCAACUGAGACCCAUUUGCUUCUGGUCUCUCCUUCUCUCUCUUUCUGCACACCAGCAAAUGCAAACAUUCUCUCCCGCAUGAUACAUGGUGAAGAUUUACAGCCACCCCAUACGCCAAUAUGGGAUAUCAUUCUCGUCGAGAAUCCUACGCAGGAACUUCAUCAUUCUGCUCAACCCGAUCAGACUUUGAUCAAUUGCUUGAAACUGUCGACCUUGAUUGGCCAUUCGGUAAAGUAGACGGUGUCGAUAAAGAUGAUCUUCGAGAAACAGCAUACGAGGUGUUCUUCACGUCAUGUCGUUCUUCGCCAGGGUUCGGUGGGAGGAAUGCAUUAUCGUAUUACCCCUCUGGGCAUGACAACAGCAACGGGGAUGGUGGUAGUUUUGGCGGAGGAGGAAAUGGGAGGAAUAAUAAUGGGUCUGGUUUGGUGGCUACCAGUAGAUUAAAACGAACUCUUGGAUUGAAGUCGGUGAAACGAAUGUCACCAAGGAGAACAAAUUCAAAUCCGUCAUCGCCAAGAUCACCGAGGUCGCCGAAUAAUGGUAAUAAUAAUAAUAAUAAUCAUCCUACUUUCACCACUUUGCCGGUCAGAUUUAAACGGCCAAUGACAUCCGCUGAGAUUAUGAGGCAGCAAAUGCGAGUUUCAGAACAAAGCGAUAACCGGCUCAGGAAAACCUUAAUGAGAACACUUGUUGGUCAGAUGGGCAGGAGAGCAGAGACCAUUAUUCUCCCUCUGGAGCUUCUCCGCCACCUAAAAGCCUCGGAAUUCAACAAUGCGCAUGAAUAUCAUCUCUGGCAGAAACGGCAACUAAAAAUCCUUGAAGCAGGUCUGCUCCAUUACCCGUCAAUCCCGUUAGACCGAUCAAACACCACAGCGAUGAAGCUCCGUGAAAUCAUUGACGGCUGUGAAAUGAAGCCUAUUGAUAUUGGAAAGAAUUCUGAGGCAAUGCCAAUAUUAUGCAAUUGCGUCGUUUCGUUAGCAUGGCGAAGCAAUAAUGGAUCCUCUUCAGAUGUAUGUCACUGGGCAGAUGGAUCACCAUUCAACAUUCACCUAUACUUAUAUCUACUAUAUGCAAUUUUUGAUAUUAAAGAUGAAACGUUGGUUCUGGAUGAGGUUGACGAGUUACUAGAACUUAUGAAAAAGACAUGGUCUACUCUAGGAAUCAGCAAAAUCAUGCAUAAUAUUUGUUUCACAUGGGUGCUUUUUCAACAAUACGUAGCGACUUCGCAAACGGAGCAAGACCUUUUAGGCGCUUCUAUUGCAAUGUUGGCCGAAGUAGAGAACGAUGUAAAGAGAGCUAAUCGAGACGCUAUGUACAUUAAGACGCUAUCGUCCGUCUUGGGAUCAAUUUAUGCAUGGGCAGAAAAGAGACUUGUUGAUUAUCAUGGGAGCUUUCAAAAAGGUAUCUCUGGAAUGAUGGAAAACCUUCUGUCACUUGCCUUAACUGCUUCAAAAAUCUUGGAUGAUCUUAAUGUGGUGCAAGAGAGGGGGGAUGCCAUAGACGAAUCAGACGGCAAAGUGGAUUUUUUUAUAAGGUCUUCCUUGAGAAAUGCUUUCUCAAAGAUGUUGGAAACUGGGGCAAAUAGUCUGACUAACGAGGAACAAGAAGAUGAUGCGAGUGAAGCACUCCUCCAAUUAGCUAAAGAAACAGAAGAACUGGCCGCGAAAGAAAAGAUAACGUUUAGUCCAACAUUGAAGAGAUGGCACCCAAUUCCGACGGGUGUUGCUUCUGUGACUCUCCAUAGUUGUUAUGGAGCUGUCUUGAGACAAUACUUAAGCGGGGUAUCCACAUUGGCAAAUGAGGUAAUAAGGGUUCUUGAAAGAGCGGGAAAACUAGAGAAGAUUUUGGUUCAAAUGGUGGUUGAAGACUCUGUUGAUUGUGAAGAUGGAGGAAAGGCAGUUGUCAGGGAAAUGGUCCCGUACGAAGUCGACUCUAUCAUUUUAAACCUCUUGAAAACUUGGAUCGGCGAAAGAUUGGAAAAGUUGCAUGAAUAUCUUGAAAGAGCCAAGGAAACUGAGACAUGGAACCCAAAAUCUAAAACGGAACCAUAUACUCAAUCUGCUGUCGACAUAAUGAGAUUGGCCAAGGAGAUUGCAAAUGAUUUCUUUGAAAUCCCAAUUGGUAUUUCUGAGGAUAUAAUUCAAGAUCUUGCAGAUGGCUUAGAACAUCACUUUCAAGAUUACAUCAACUUUGUUGCAUCUUGUGGCUCAAAACAAAGCUACAUUCCGUCUCUUCCCCCUUUGACAAGAUGCAACAGAGACUCGAGAUUCUUGAAGCUGUGGAGGAAAGCAAGUCCAUGUAAGAUGGUCCCUGAGGAUUUGCAUCGGGGUGGGAUAACAGACGGUCACCAUCCGCGUCCGUCUACAAGCCGUGGCACGCAACGACUUUACAUUCGCCUUAACACUCUCCAUUACCUUCUUUCUGAACUGCAUUCCUUGGAUAAAAUACUAUCUCUGUCUCCUAGGCAUCAAGUUCCCUCCCACCGAUCUCGAGCUCCUAAUUGCCGCCGCAACCUUUCGUUUUCCCCUUCAUACUUUGACCAUGCUCGCUCCACCAUUCAAACCGCCACUCAGAACGUCUCUGAAGUUGCCGCUUACAGGCUUAUCUUUCUUGACUCAAACUCAGUUUUCUACGACAGCCUUUACGUAGGCGACGUAGUGAAUGCUAGAGUACGCCCUGCAGUGCGCAUUCUAAAGCAAAAUCUUGUCCUUUUAUCCGCAAUGGUGACAGACAAAGCUCAACCUCUUGCUAUAAAAGAAGUAAUGAAAGCUACUUUUGAAGCUCAUCUCAUGGUUUUACUUGCUGGAGGAAGUAGUAGGAUAUUCACGAGGUCGGAUCAUGAAAUGCUUGAAGAGGAUUUUGAGAGUCUGAAACGUGUAUUUUGUACUUGUGGAGAGGGUGUGGUUGCAGAAGAUGUUGUGGAGAGGGAAGCUGAAACAGUUGAAGGGGUUGUAGGAUUAAUGGGUCAAUCUACAGAACAGCUGGUUGAAGACUUUUCAAUUGUUGCGUGUGAAACGAGUGGCAUGGGUGUGGUGGGUGCAGGGCAAAAACUGCCAAUGCCGCCUACAUCAGGAAGGUGGAAUAGAGCUGAUCCAAACACUAUCUUGAGGGUUUUGUGCCAUAGAAAUGAUGGCAUUGCAAAUAGAUUUUUGAAAACUACUUUUCAGUUAGCAAAGAGGUGCUAAGGAAAAAUAUUAUUAUUGUUUCAUCUCUAUAACCAUUGUGAUGCCAUUAGCAAUGCAAAUAAACAAGUUAUAAUUGUCGUUGUCAACUGCCUAUAUUCAUGGUAUUCUUAACAGCUAAAUUACUUAUUUUGGUUCAUUA